Molecule: messenger RNA, 307 nt
Organism: Staurois parvus
Lineage: Eukaryota; Metazoa; Chordata; Amphibia; Anura; Ranidae
Source: the annotation of a GenBank genome assembly
GAUGACUCUCAUAUGCAGCAUAGUGCCAGUACUAGUGCCGCUCUACCUUUUAGAUGAACUGGCGAGCACCAGCGGCCUAGUACAUCCUGGUCUUUCACAUACCAGCACUGCAGUAUCACUUGGUGACGUGGCGAGUCCCAUAAGUGCAGUACAAGCUGGUGCGGUGGCAAGCACAAGUAUUAUUCCGCAACCUCCAAGAAUUUGCACAGAGGCCCAUAGGGCCCCUAGUAUCUUUCCAGAUGUGCCCACAAAUCUGUAGCCCACAAAUUCUGUAGCUCCCGUACAUCCCCCAUUCACUGCCCAACCC